This is a messenger RNA of Mizuhopecten yessoensis (Yesso scallop), 5799 nucleotides long. Its product is annotated as serine-rich adhesin for platelets-like. The coding region runs from base 105 to 5468 and encodes 1787 amino acids. The record is from RefSeq and is a predicted model, not a curated record. The transcript has 22 exons. NCBI's taxonomy places the organism in Eukaryota, Metazoa, Mollusca, Bivalvia, Pectinida, Pectinidae.
GGAAGGUAUCUACUUUUUUUCUUAAAUACAAGACAUAUUCGUACUGGUUAGGAGAUAGGACUAGAUUUGACAUACUAUAGGUUUCGUACUGGACCUAUCAUAACAUGGACAGAAGAAAAUCGUACAAAGAUCCCGAUGUGGAUUAUAUCGGACGAACUGAUAGAAAGAACAGCAAUGAAUCAUAUGUACCCAUAUCGUACGUCCGAGACAAUGGUGAGGACAGAAGUGUAUCGAGUGGCAUGGCGUUCGAAAAUUAUGCCAUAUCUGAUGAAUAUGCUGUUGAGGAUCCCCACUGGAACAUGAUGGCAUACAACUCAAAACGUCACUGGACCAAGGCCAACUGGUCGGAGCAAUAUGUGGAGUCAAACAGCCGAUCAGAUGAUGUGAGCCGUGACGAACACAAUUAUAGAUCCAAGCGCCGCCAUGGCCGAGAAGAGUUUGCCCGUCCUUCUCCACGAGACAAGAAAGGAGGAAACACAAACAUCAAACACUCAGCUCUGGCAGUAUUCAUGGUAGCGGUGGUUGUAGCUAUCCCACUGUUGAUUAUCUUCGUCUUCAGGAAAGAUCCCGAUGUGGAUUAUAUCGGACGAACUGAUAGAAAGAACAGCAAUGAAUCAUAUGUACCCAUAUCGUACGUCCGAGACAAUGGUGAGGACAGAAGUGUAUCGAGUGGCAUGGCGUUCGAAAAUUAUGCCAUAUCUGAUGAAUAUGCUGUUGAGGAUCCCCACUGGAACAUGAUGGCAUACAACUCAAAACGUCACUGGACCAAGGCCAACUGGUCGGAGCAAUAUGUGGAGUCAAACAGCCGAUCAGAUGAUGUGAGCCGUGACGAACACAAUUAUAGAUCCAAGCGCCGCCAUGGCCGAGAAGAGUUUGCCCGUCCUUCUCCACGAGACAAGAAAGGAGGAAACACAAACAUCAAACACUCAGCUCUGGCAGUAUUCAUGGUAGCGGUGGUUGUAGCUAUCCCACUGUUGAUUAUCUUCGUCUUCAGGAAAGGAUCCCCGAUCACCGAAGGAACAAUAGGCUUGGAAUUAAAAUUAUCUGACCAGUUUCAAAAAGGCAUGGAAGAUCCCACUUCUACCGUGUUCAAGUCGACAGAGCAGGAACUUUGUACAGAGGUAGAACAGGCAUUUACUACAGACGACAACUUCCCAGGGGGCACGAACUAUGUGUGUACGCUUAAAUCACUAAGAAAUGGCAGCAUCAUUGUCACUUUCGUGAUAAUCAUUACUGGCAGUUACACUAUACCUGGCAAUGAUCAAUAUGUCCAAACGGUUACAACAUUCAUAGGAGCAGGGGGGACACUGGGGUCAUUUACAGUAAUAAGUGGAUCCGUAGUUGUCACAUCAGCUUCCUAUACGCAGCAAGGCGUCCAAACGAUCAUUACAACAACCACAUCUGCGCCAACGACAACAACAUCCACUCCUGGGCCAACAACAACGACAACCACUCCAGAGUCAACAACAACAACAACAACCACUCCAGAGUCAACAACAACGACAACAACUCCGGAGCAAACAACAACGACAACCACUCCAGAGUCAACAACAACGACAACCACUCCAGAGCAAACAACAACAACCACUCCAGAGUCAACAACAGCGACAACCACUCCAGAGUCAACAACAACGACAACAACUCCGGCGCAAACAACAACGACAACCACUCCAGAGUCAACAACAGCGACAACCACUCCAGAGUCAACAACAACGACAACAACUCCGGAGCAAACAACAACGACAACCACUCCAGAGUCAACAACAACAACAACCACUCCAGAGCAAACGACAACAACUCCCGAAGCUACAACUACUACCAUUAUUCAAACUGAAAUACAACUCGGUAGCUCGCUUACGUCUCCUCAUGGUGAUUUACUCAUUGAGUGCAACGUCCAAUACGCACAUAAUACCUGGAAUGAGAUCAAGCUUAUCUCCUCUGACGUCAGCUCUGGGAUUGAAGCUGUUUGUUAUGCUAAUGGUACAACACAAAAGGACAACAACUCGUACCAACUGACCUUACAUCCUACCGGAAAUAACGUAUCAAUAAGUCUUCUAUUUCCAAAUACAACGAAACAAUGUUUUGCCAGAAGCAACUACACGUGUCUGCUCUAUGGAAAUAACGACGUAAUGGUUGAAACAACGAAAUAUGUCUCCAUUCCAGUUGCAGAUGCAGCAGAAAAUCUUGAAAUUGUUGGAAUUCCAACGAUUAACGAAGGUGACAGAUAUGUAGUGAACUGUACUGGGGAUCUGGCUCCGCCAUCAAGUACACUCGACCUGUAUACUAGAACCGCCAACGCUACGUCAUUUACGAAAUCUUCAGUAAAUCCCCUAUUAACGAGCGGUGAUGUAACUCAGUCCUGCUACCUCCAAACAACAAAGAGCUACACUCUGAUAGCCAACAUGAAUGAUAAUGGCACAGAGAUGAGAUGUGAGGCACUUAACUCUUCGCCAGGAUCACGGACGACAUCUGGUUCACGAACGGUUUCUGUAACAGGUUCUGAAAUACAACUCGGUAGCUCGCUCACAUCUCCUUAUGGUGAUUUACUCAUUGAGUGCAACGUUCAAUAUGCACCCAAUACCUGGAAUAAGAUCAAGCUUAUCUCCUCUGACGUCAGUUCUGGGAUUGUAGCUGUUGGUUAUGCUAAUGGUACAACAAAAGAGGACAACAACUCUUACCAACUAUCCUUUCUACCUGUCGACAGUAACAUAUCAAUAAGUCUUCUUUUUCCAAACAAAACGAAACAUUGUUUCGCAAGAAGGAACUACACAUGUUUACUCUAUGUGAAUGACGACACCUUUGCGGAAACAACACAAUAUAUCUCUAUUCCAGAUGCAGCAGAAAAUCUUGAAAUUGUUGGCAACACCAUGUUGAACGAAGGUGACAGAUAUGUUGUGAACUGUACCGGGGAUCUGGCUCCGCCAUCAAGUACACUCGACCUGUAUGCUAGAACCGCCAACGCUACGUCAUUUACGAAAUCUUCGGCAAAUCCCCUAUUAACGAGCGGUGUUGUAACUCAGUCCUGCUACCUCCAAACAACAAAGAGUUACACUCUGAUAGCCAACAUGAAUGAUAAUGGCACAGAGAUGAGAUGUGAGGCACUUAACUCUUCGCCAGGAUCACGGACGACAUCUGGUUCACGAACGGUUUCUGUAACAGUUUCUGAUAUACAACUCGGUAGCUCGCUCACGUCGCCUCAUGGUGAUUUACUCAUUGAGUGCAACGUUCAAUACGCACCUAAUACCUGGAAUGAGGUUAAACUAAUAUCGUCUGACGUCAGUGCUGGUAUUGUCGCUGUUGGUUAUGUCAACGGAACAACACAAAAGGACAACAACUCGUACCAACUGACCUUCCAACAUAGCGAUAGAAACAUGUCAAUAAGUUUAUUAUUUCCCAACACAACAAAACAUUGUUUUGGAAGGAGCAACUACCGGUGUUUGCUCAAUAGCGAUAGUGACGACAUCAUUGUGGAGACGACAGAAAACGUUUCCAUUCCAGUUGUAGAUACUGCGGAGCAUGUUGUAAUUGUUGGAAACACCACUUGGAAUGAAGGUGACAGAUAUGUAGUGAACUGUACCGGGGAUCUGGCACCGCCGUCAAGUACACUAGACCUGUACACUAGGACCACAAACGCCACGUCAUUUACAAAGUCAUCUGUAAAUCCUCUAGUUACGAUUGAUGGUGUUACCGAGUCUUGCUACCUCCAAACAACAAAGAGUUACACGUUCAUUGCCGACAGAACUGAUAACGGCACGGAGUUGAGGUGUGAGGCUUUGAAUACUUCGAGUGGAACAUCGAUGUCUACAAGGCAGUCAAUUGUUGUACGAGUUGCUGAAAUGGAAAUGAAUGAUUCUAUCACAACACCUGAGGAAGAGAUCACUAUUAGCUGUAACGUACGGUACGCUCCGUCCGGAUGGGAUAACUUCAGUAUAGUAUCAGUGAACAAUAAUGACAUCCACGUGACAGCCUUCUCAAACGGAACUAUUCAACAGGGCAACAGUUCUUAUACAGCUAGACUUCAACAAAGUAGUCCAGAUAUGCUACUUAACGUGCUGUUUCUUAAUACCACGACACACUGUUACGCUAGGGGGAGUUACGUGUGUACAUUGACAGACAUCGGAAUCAUCGUCAUCAAUAAUACAGCAACAGUUAUAAUUACAGAUAUCGCCAGCAACGUAACACUUGAAGGUAACGGCACAGUUGAUGAGGGUGACAGGUACGAGAUGAGAUGUUCCGGUAGAGUAGCUACAGAAGGCGGGGAUCUCCACCUCCAUGUACGAUCUGGUAAUACUUCGGACUUUAUCAGGACCACAGAAGUCCCCAUAGUAACUGUUGGUGAUUUCAAUGACAUGUGUUACCAAUCCAUAACCAAAAGCUACGGUUUCAUCGCUGAGAAGGUCCAGAAUGGAACAGAAUUCGCCUGCGUCGCCACUAAUGUCAAACUAUCAUCCUACCAAAGCACCACUUCCAUCGAUAUGGUAGUGGACUUUGCAGCUUUCAACACUCAGUUUCAUUUGCAAAAUACUACAUGGAUCCCUGCCUACGGCGACAAAAACAGUCCUGAAUUCAAGAGCUUUGCAGAGAAAAUAGAAAAUGACACUGACUAUGUAUACGAGAGAAGCAAUAUCAAGGAUAACUACAAGAGAAGCAAAGUCACUGGACUCGAGCAGGGGAGUGUCAAUGUCAUUUUUGUGAUGCAUAUAGUUGUCCAAGUGGUUCUCACCGAUAGCUCCGGCAAUGUCAUCACAACAAAACUGACACCGACCGACAUCGUUUCUGCAUUUGUCGACACGCUCCCUACGGUUGCCAAUGAUCUUACCAGCAGUGACCUGAUUGACUUAGACACCAACAACAUUGUCACAGAUGUUAUUAUUGAUCCUGGAAAUGAGUAUGAAUGCAGCAAUACGAAGACUGACGUUGUAUUCCUCCUGGACGCCUCUGGAAGUGUCGGAUCAUCUAAUUUUAUAUUAAUGAAAUUCUUCAUUAAAAACAUCACAGCAAACCUUCUGUUAGGCCCAAACGCCAUUCAAGUUGGUAUCGUUACAUUUGCCACAGUUCCUAGAUAUGAAUUUUGGCUCAAUGAACAUUAUGGAGCAUUAACGCUGAAUCCAGCUAUAGAUUCAAUCGUAUACACCAACGCGGGGACAUAUAUAGCCAAGGGUUUGCAGUACGUCAGGGAUAAUGCACUUGCCGCUGCAAAUGGGGCGAGAGCUGACUCGGAAAAGGUUGUAAUUCUGAUGACUGAUGGAAAGUCCUUCGAUAAUUCGGCUACAAUUGCCAGCACACUCAGGAAUGACGGCGUUCUUGUGGCUUGUGUGGGAAUAGGUACUGGAAUAAAUACGGCUCAGUUAAACGAAAUCGCAUACAACUCUUCCUACAUAUUCUUUGCUGCUAGCUUUAACGUGUUGACACAAAUCAGUGAUACUGUGAGGAGGUCGACAUGUGAGACUAUUGACAACAACAACUAAUUAUAACAGAGUUCAUUUAUACCUUUAUAUACUUCGAUAAUCAUAAUCAGAUAAUCCUAAUGUGAAUUACAUUUGAUAUUCUAUUUUUGUUAUAAGUGCAACGAACGUCUACAGCAAAGGAUGUAUAUAUCUUAAGGAAAAUGAAAUGGGUUUUUAAUACAAUACUGUGUAUGGCAAUGUACGUCUACGAAAAUUAUUUAAGGUAGCAGUGUAUAGUAGCGUACGGUGGCCAUGGGUAACGAAUAACCCAUGUACUAUUACAUGCAUCAAAAUAAAAUGAAAAAUCAGCACUAAAAUUGGCAUAUACAUGCUGAAAUGAACUAUGUGGGCU